This is a messenger RNA of Eurytemora carolleeae, 2782 nucleotides long. RefSeq lists its product as uncharacterized. Gene Ontology annotation, molecular function: adenylate cyclase activity. Bases 137 to 2782 code for a protein of 881 amino acids. The transcript has 20 exons. Gene Ontology annotation, cellular component: plasma membrane. Gene Ontology annotation, biological process: cAMP biosynthetic process; adenylate cyclase-activating G protein-coupled receptor signaling pathway; intracellular signal transduction. The record is from RefSeq and is a predicted model, not a curated record. NCBI's taxonomy places the organism in Eukaryota, Metazoa, Arthropoda, Copepoda, Calanoida, Temoridae.
GUGUAUAUUUAUUACCUCAUUGUGAUAUUUUUAGUGGUGUCUUUUAGCCUGUACAAUCACAGCUGCGUCUCAUGUACUCAUCAUUACAGUUGUUACAGCAGGUAGAUUUGAGGAGAACCUUAUUCAACCAUUUAACAUGUACAGCAUUCUCUCCCUUGCUGUACUGUACACAGGUGUAAACUGGUUGGGUUUGUACACUAAGUAUUUAACUGAGCGAGCACAGAGAAAAGCUUUUUUAGAAACGCGAAGAUCUUUGGAAGCAAGGUUCAGAUCUCAGAAGGAGAAUGAAAGACAGGAGAAACUACUUUUAUCUGUUCUUCCUUCCUUUGUUGCUCAGCAGAUGAUAAGAGAUAUAGCACUGGAGGAGGAAAAAUCACAGGGCGAAUUCUUGGCAUCUCAGUUUCACAAGAUAUACAUUCAUAGAUAUGAGAAGGUUUCUAUCCUAUUCGCAGACAUUAAAGGAUUUACAGCCCUGUCAACUCAAUGUUCCCCCGAGGAGCUUGUUCGGAUCCUAAACGACCUGUUUGCCAGGUUUGACCGGCUAGCUCAGAACAAAUCCUGUUUGAGGAUCAAACUUCUAGGAGACUGCUACUAUUGCGUGGCAGGCUUACCAAUAGCCAGGGUUGACCAUGCAGAUUGCUGUGUUAAACUAGGACUUGAGAUGAUUGUAGCAAUUGAUCUUGUAAAAGAGUUCUAUCCGAAUGCUGAUCUUGCAAUGCGCAUAGGAAUACACUCAGGGAGUGUUUUAUGUGGAGUUCUCGGACUUAGAAAAUGGCAGUUUGAUGUCUGGAGCACUGAUGUUACCAUUGCAAACCACUUGGAGUCUGGAGGAAUACCGGGUAAAAUUCAUGUAUCUCAAGCAACAAUGGAUGCGUUGGUGAACACUUACAAGGUCGGAGAGGGAAAAGGAGGAGACAGAGAUCAAUAUUUAGCAGAUAACAAUAUCAAAACAUAUCUGAUAGAACGCAAUGAUUGUGAAGAGGGUGGGGUAGCAUCCCCUCCACCAAAUACGGAGAGAUGGCACCCAUCUACAGAAGAGAGUGGGAUAGCAUCCCCUCCACCAAAUAUGGAGAGAUGGCACCCAUCUACAGAAGAGAGUGGGAUAGCAUCCCCUCCACCUAAUACGGAGAGAUGGCAUCCACCUAAAGAAAAGGGUGGGGUAGCAUCCCCUCCACCUAAUACGGAGAGAUGGCAUCCACCUAAAGAAGAGGGUGGGGUAGCAUCCCCUCCAUCUAAUACGGAGAGAUGGCAUCCAUCUAUAGAAGAGGGUGGGAUAGCAUACCCUCCACCUAAUACGGAGAGAUGGCAUCCACCUAAAGAAGAGGGUGGGGUAGCAUCCCCUCCAUCUAGUACGGAGAGAUGGCAUCCAUUUACAGAAGAGGGUGGGAUAGCAUACCCUCAAUCUAAUACGGAGAGAUGGCAUCCACCUAAAGAAGAGAUUGGGGUAGCAAUCCCUCCAUCUACUACGGAGAGAUGGCACCCAUCUACAGAAGAGAUUGGGGUAGCAAUCCCUCACAUUAAUACAGAUGAUAGGCCCAAACUUUCAGUAAUUGGGGGUGGGACAGCUAUCCCUUCCCUAGAUACUGAGAGUAAGCCCACAACUACAGUAAACGAAGGUCGGGACGCCAUCCCUUCCCUAGAUACUUUGAGUAGACACACACCUACAGUAAUUGAGGGUCGAUCAGCCAUCCCUUCCCUAGAUACUGAGAGAAGAGAUGACGAGUCUAUGGAAAAUCCACAAGAGAACCGUGUGAUAAUGUCGAAACAGCUUGGAAUUGAAAAUGGAUACUUGUUUUAUAACUUUAAAGAAGAAAACACUUUGUUCUCCCAAACUGCACCAAACGAGAAUAAAGAAUCUUUCCAAAGCAUCACAAAAACAGAUAUGGCAUUAUCCAAAUGCUUUAAAAAAGAAAAUAAUCUGUUCUCACAAACCAAAAUAAACGAAGAUGAUGUAUCCUACCAAACCACACAAAAAGAGAAAAUCAUGAACUCACAAUCUCUAGAAAAAAUAAUCGAGGUGUCCUCGAAGCAACAUAAGGACUCCCAACUAACUGCCACAAAUCUGUUGUCUACUUCACAAUUCAAGGACAUAACACCAACAAGCGUAGAUGUUCAUUACCUGACUCCGAUGAACAAAAGAAACAAUUUAUUUUCUCCUCUCAAGACAAGAAGAAAUGCUGGUGAAAAAUCUUCUGUACCCCUGAGGCUUCCUGUACCUAAGAUCACUAUCAGCCUGCCACCAGGAGAGGAAGGAGAAGGAGGCUGUGGUUGGGCACCAGGAGAGGAAGGAGAAGGAGGCUAUGGUUGGGCACCAGAAAUACCUUUUGUAGAUCUUACGGAGUCAGAAAGACAGCUUGAAAGAAAAGUUAGCUUGGAGGAGGAGCUGGAUAAUCUGAUGGAUAUUUCUAUCGAGAUCGCCAGCAACAAGCGCAUGAAGAGGGACUAUAUUAAUGCUUUCAGAUUGACAUUUCGAGACAGUGAGCUGGAAGUAAGAUAUUGUGCACAAAGAGAUUAUAUGUUCAAAUCAUCUUUGUUUUCCCUUACUGCACUUUGGGCAUUUAUCUUUAUCAGUCAGAUACUUCAAGUUCCAAUACAUAGAGAAUGGUGUAUGGUUUUAAACAAUAAAACAAUACAGGAUGGAGAUGCUGAUGUAGAGUGUAGUUUUGUUUACACCCUUUCAUGUACUGCGGUUAUUUUGUUCACAUUGGUUUUACAACUAGGAAAUUUAUCAUUAUUAUCAUUUAUCUCCUUGUCGUUGAGCUCGGUCCCUCAGAAGACCUAA